GCCGUCGACCUUGCGCACGCCUUCCCAUCCUUCUCCUAGAUGGCGUCUGGGAUAUUUAAUAAUGUGGCCCUUCCCCCGCCACUGUCAACAUGCCACCACCACCGAUCUCAAGCAAGAUCAAGCGAAGAGGAACAAGAUAUAUAUCUUCUCAAGCCCCUCCCUAGCUCCCACGCUUUCCAACGCUCGAGCUCAUGAUCAACCAUCACUUCUACUCUACUGCUCCCACCACCAUAGCAUACAGCGAGCCUUACCUCACAACACCAACACCUACACCAACACCCGGGCACCCGACGAUAACCUCGCGGCCUCAAGCCCCCUUCACAAUGUUCGCAAUGCCCCAACAGCAGUACUACGCGCCGGCCCCGCCGGCCCCCAGGCAGUACUCUGGAACCAGCAGCGCAUUCAGCGCCUCGGCCAACCCUGAUGAGGACUGGACCAAGAUCUCGGACCUUGCUGAGCGCCGGAGGAUACAGAACCGCAUUGCUCAGCGCAACUACCGCAAGAAGCUCAAGAGGCGCCUGGAGGACCUCGAGCGACGGGCGGGCACUUCGGACGGUACCUCGUCUGGCAGCGAGAAGCCCGCCGGAAACAGCAGCAACGGCAACAACAGCAGCAGCAGGAGUACCAAGUCGUCGCGCCCCAGCACCAAAAACACCAAGUCCCAGCAGCUCCAACAGACGCAGGCGCAACAGCCGCAGCCCACACAGGCCGUGGCCCCUCUGACGCCGCCUAUGACCUACCCCAACCAGUUCACGCCCCCGAUGCACCCCGUGGACGACAUCUUCCACCAGGAGUACGACGACCGCGAGCGGUCGCACUCGCCGCCGGGUCUCUUCUACUCGUACCCGCCCCCGGAGGACAUCAUGGUUUCGCAGUACAGCACUUCGCCGCCCCAGGCAGCCGGGCCGGCGCACGUCUACAGGGCGGUCACGGCGGCCGAGGCGUACCAAGACUACCUGGUGCCGACCACGGUGCCGGUGACGCUCCCAUCCCUGACGCACUUCAGCGAUGCCGCGUGCAUGAAGCGGGACUCGGGCUACGGGGAGGAGGUGGCGCCGUACAUGAACUACGGAUACAUGUCCAGCAUGGACGUGUCCGCGCCCGCGCCGUACGACCACUCGAACCCUCAUACGCCCUCUUUGUCGCAUGGCUUUGACCACUCGACCAACUGCUCCGAGUCGGGCUACGAGUACCCCACAACACCACUUUCCAUGUCUGGGUCGCCUGGAUCGCCUGGUCUGAUCUAAAAGCUCAAAUAAGAAAAAAAUAAGAAAAAAGAAAGAAAAAAAAGAGACGAGGGGGUCGGGACCAAACGACCGGACUCGCAAUGACUUAUUGAGUGAAGAGACCAAGCGGGCGUUUUCUGACGCCAACCUAUUCCCCUCCCAUUCACACUUUUCCAUGGUAGCAUCGGUUUCUUUUCAUGGCACUGGGAUCUGGCCCCAACCUCUGUUUUGUAUU
Gaeumannomyces tritici R3-111a-1 is the source of this 1461-nucleotide messenger RNA. RefSeq lists its product as hypothetical. Gene Ontology annotation, biological process: regulation of DNA-templated transcription. Gene Ontology annotation, molecular function: DNA-binding transcription factor activity. The transcript has 3 exons. The record is from RefSeq and is a predicted model, not a curated record. Lineage: Eukaryota; Fungi; Ascomycota; Sordariomycetes; Magnaporthales; Magnaporthaceae. The coding region runs from base 192 to 1247 and encodes 351 amino acids.